AUGUUGAUUUUAUUGGCAUUCAAAAAUCAGAAAUCUAUCUAUCUAUCUAUCUAUCUAUCUAUCUAUCUAUCUAUCUAUCUAAGCACUUGUACCUACCUCUAUCAGGCUUCUCAUAUUAGUUUCUGGAAUCCAAAAUGUGCUUAUCUAUCUAUCUAUCUAUCUAUCUAUCUAUCUAUCUAUCUAUCUAUCUAUCUAUCUGCGGGCAUAAAAAGAAUUGAAAGUUCACUGGCAGGAUUCAAUGAGCAGAAUCUAUCUCAGUCUGUUCAUAUCUAUCUAUCUAUCUAUCUAUCUAUCUAUCUAUCUAUCUAUCUAUCUAUUAGGCAUACAGAUACCCAAUUCCACGGGGUGACGAAUUAUCACAAGCCCCGUUACAAAGUAUUAGCAUGCGUAUUGAUUGUAAAUGUUACCGUUCAAAAAUAUUGCAUCUAUCUAUCUAUCUAUCUAUCUAUCUAUCUAUCUAUCUAUCUAUCUAUCUAUAUGCGGGAGUCUGUUUCAUAA
Molecule: messenger RNA, 498 nt
Organism: Acanthosepion pharaonis
Lineage: Eukaryota; Metazoa; Mollusca; Cephalopoda; Sepiida; Sepiidae
Source: the annotation of a GenBank genome assembly